Eucalyptus grandis is the source of this 959-nucleotide messenger RNA. RefSeq names its product nascent polypeptide-associated complex subunit alpha-like protein 2. Gene Ontology annotation, cellular component: nascent polypeptide-associated complex; cytoplasm. The transcript is spliced from 4 exons. The record is from RefSeq and is a predicted model, not a curated record. Lineage: Eukaryota; Viridiplantae; Streptophyta; Magnoliopsida; Myrtales; Myrtaceae. Bases 94 to 747 code for a protein of 217 amino acids. Gene Ontology annotation, biological process: protein targeting to membrane.
CGAGCAGGACAACUCUCGAGCAAGUAAUCUCUCUCGCGACAGCAAAACCCUAUCGCUUCGCUAGCAUCGCUGUCCGGCCUCUCGGUAGCUAAGAUGUCGCCCGCUCCGGUCGUGGAACCCGCCGAGCCCGUGACCGAGCAGGUCCCCGAGCCCGAGAAGAGGCCUCAGGACGACGAACCCAUUGUGGAGGACGUGAAGGACGACGACAAGGACGAGGAGGAGGACGACGAGGAUGACGACGACGAGGACGACGACGAUAAGGAAGAUGGGGCUCAAGGUGCAAAUGGGGGUUCGAAGCAGAGCAGAAGCGAGAAGAAGAGCCGCAAGGCUAUGUUGAAGCUUGGCAUGAAACCUGUAAGCGGUGUAAGCAGGGUCACCAUCAAAAGAACCAAGAAUGUCCUAUUCUUCAUCUCAAAUCCUGAUGUCUUCAAGAGCCCUCACUCUGAGACUUAUAUCAUAUUUGGGGAGGCGAAGAUUGAAGACUUGAGCUCACAACUGCAGACACAAGCUGCCCAGCAGUUCAGGAUGCCCGACAUGGGAUCUGUGAUGGGCAGGACAGACCCUUCAGCUGCAGCCUCAGCAGCACAGGCUGAUGAAGAAGAGGAAGAGAUCGAUGAGACUGGGGUUGAGCCUCGCGACAUUGACUUGGUGAUGACCCAGGCUGGAGUUUCGAGGAACAAGGCCGUGAAGGCUCUCAAGACGCACAAUGGGGACAUUGUUGGUGCUAUCAUGGAGCUUACUACCUAAACAUGCUCCAUCGGGGUUUGCUGCCUGGCCUUUUUGGUGAUGAGCUUUGAGAACUGUCUAGGUUAUCUGAGUUGGGAUUAUUUGCAGCAUUUAUUCACUUUCUCUAUCGGCUCUUUUAUUCUUGAACUUGUAGAAGAGAAAUUAAAACGAGGGCGUCUUGUCAACAAUCCACUCGUAUAACAUGGCCGGACCUUAUGCCUUUUUCAGCUUCU